Molecule: messenger RNA, 2766 nt
Organism: Paraglomus brasilianum
Lineage: Eukaryota; Fungi; Glomeromycota; Glomeromycetes; Paraglomerales; Paraglomeraceae
Source: the annotation of a GenBank genome assembly
AUGGAUAACAACCAAGUAUCCAUUCCAGUUAAAGGACAAACUGCAACGAGACCCGAAAAUCCCACCGGUCUGAUUGCAAGAUCAGCAAACAGACCUCACAGCGACGUGGAAUUUAUACCCAGUGGACAUCAUAGAUAUCCAUAUGGCUACAGAUAUUGGGAUAAUAACAGCCAUCCGCAUAUACAACAUUCAAUUCAACGGAGAGAGGCCUUACUGCGUCGACUAGCACACCUGAUUGCCGUUGUUGUAAUUGGCCUAAUAAUAAUCUAUGCUUAUUUUACAAACACAGUACAAUAUUCACCGGGAAGAGCUCCCAUAACAACCAACCCAGACGGAAUAAUACUAUAUCGAGUGCUUGGCAAUGAUCUUCCUCCUCGCCACAAGGCAGGGCAGAUAUUACAGAAUGUACGCUUUAUACUGAACAAUGAGCCAAAGUUUCCUAAUACAAGAAAAGUGUGGCUACUAAACAGAAUAGUGGAUGAAGAGUACGAGAACGCGCUGAUACAACUGCUGAAUUCAUACGAACAAGAGUAUCUGAGGAUACCAUUCGAAAUUAGCGAGUACCAGAAAAAGGACUUUCGCUUGGAAGAUUUCCCCAAACCAGAUUUCUUCCAUUCUGAUGACUACUUGCAGUAUCCUAAAAUAGCAAAAUUACGCACUAUCGAUUAUACUUAUGCUGACAAAAACUUGUAUGCAAUGAACAACGUAAGUACCGGGAAAGUGAAUAAAGGUGGUAUUUGGUUAGGUUACCAAUUGUUUGGUCCCUGGCUAGUUUGCCAACAUGAAAAUGAACAGAAUGGUGGUCGCAACGCUGCAUUGGCUCAUGGCAAGAAACAGCCCGACGCCCGUUGGGUAAUGCCAUUCGAUGGUAAUUGCUUCCUGACCAUGAAUGCGUUCAAAGACAUUGAAUAUCAAUUGCGGAUCUGGGGCGAACAAUACAAAUACUUUGUAGUUCCUAUGGCUCGUUUACUCAACAACACAGAGCUUCUCACGGCUCCUGACGUACGUCCACUUACCCCCGAAGAACCGCAAGUCAUUUUUAGAAACGAUGCAGAAUUGUCGUAUAAUCCAGACAUGAGAUACGGAAGGAGGUCAAAGCUCGAACUUCUCGGCCGAUUAGGAGUUCUCUCCCCACGUAAGAUGAACUUUUCUGUGUUUCCUUGGGAAGCAGACAGUCACAGAGCCUACACUUCGCCAGAGAAACGUCUCUUCAAGACGACAGGCUGGGUCUUUCGUUUAUUUUCUGGGCAGGCACAACAAGAACAUCACCGUCGUGAAGCCUAUGGUCUUCGUGCAUUCAACAGAUUGCUCGGAAUUCAGGAAUUUCUUGAUACAUUAGACGAACGUGUUGCAAAGGAUGUACAGAGAUUCGAUCCCAAUAAAUUGUUUGUGUAUAACGAGAACGGAUUGAAAGCGGCUAGACUGGAAUACUGGAGCGGAGAAAUUAAAGUAAAGCGAAUAGUGGAUUUGCUGAUCAAGAAGGCUGAUGAAAUGGUCAAUGCUGCUAUGGAACGUUUUAAAAGCGUAAUUCCGAACGAACAAUCUGAUGACCAUUUAGUAAUGGAAUCGAAAGCAUCUUCAGAGAGCACGUCACAUGAUAAGGAGAAUCCGAUAUAUGCAAAAUAUUCAAGCGAUAAUGAGUGGAGGUAUUUCGAUUUAUCGUCGACAGAUUACCCAACGACUUCAGAAUUGUUUGAGAAUGUGACUACUCUGGCUCUGGCUAAUUACUUCACCAACGACGUUCGUUAUGGUAGAUGGUCAUCUAAUCUUAUCCGUGCUUAUAUGCUUUCAUCGUAUGCGUUAGAUGGUCCAAGUAAUACAAAGGUAAAUCUUAACGUAACCGACGUAGAAGCGAUCAAUGACCAAGGAUAUUUGUUUCCAAAUCUUCACGUAUUACCGCGUUCACUACCGAAGGUGAAUAGAAAGGUGCUACCUACCAAUACAGAUAUAAUGACACUAAAUCCUAGUUCCUUCCUUGAUGGAGUACGCCUUUUGUAUAAACAGCACACACUAUCUCACAGCGAGUACACAACCAUCAAGGGAAUAGCGACACAGUGGUUAGAGACAUUGAUUAAUUCUUCAGAAGGCCUCAAAAUGAAUCGAUUGGGUGAUCAUAGAAGCACGUUGUAUGAUCUACAAGUAGCCUCAUUGAGUGGAUUUGUCGAUGAUAUUAGAUCGUACUUGAGGGUGAUUAAUAGAUGUAGGAUGAAGAUUGGCAAACAGUUCCAAAUGACAGAGGCAUUAUCGGCUUCUGUUCUUCAACAACCAUACGAACAAUCAUUUGCGAACGAUCUGCUGAUGUCUGGAGAGAUAAUGUCUUCGGAAAUGGCUGAAUCUGAAUUCCAUUAUUCCACACUCAAUAUAUAUUAUUGGCUUACUUUAAUAAGGGGAGUACAGAACUAUGAAGUUGGGUUUGAUAUAUGGCAUCAUACAGCCAAACGAGGGCAAAGAUUGAGUAGAGCCAUAAUAUCUCAUUUCAAUCAAUAUUCAAAUCACGUAUCAGACGGGACUCUGAUACCAAUGUUGCAAAUGGCGCAGACAGCUCACAAGACUAGCGAUGCCAAGAGAGGCAUAUGGCAUGAGCAUGGAGAUGAACACGAUUACUAUCAAUACUUUUUGAAAAAGAUAGGAGGGAAGAUGAAUGUAUUUUUAGACCAGAGACCAGGAGAUGAUGGAUGGGAAAAAGAAUUAAGCAGAAGGAUAGGAAUAGGAGAAUCAGCAAGAUGGGAUGGAAUCAUUCCAUUCUGGAUGUUUGGAGUUGCAUAA